Molecule: messenger RNA, 843 nt
Organism: Salarias fasciatus (jewelled blenny)
Lineage: Eukaryota; Metazoa; Chordata; Actinopteri; Blenniiformes; Blenniidae
Gene: c15h3orf80
Product: chromosome 15 C3orf80 homolog
Exons: 1
Coding region: 141-821 (226 amino acids)
Source: RefSeq, a predicted model, not a curated record
CUGGAGGGAAACAGGCAGCCCUCCCGCAACACCUGUGCGGACUUUUAACGUGACAACACCGGGACGCACGGGGAGACGCAGCACGCGCGUCGCGCUACUUCUUCUUCUUCUUCUUCUUCUUUUUCCCGGGAGAUCCAGAGAUGAUGCCCCGUCUGCGGGGCGGCGGCGGCGGCGGCGGCGGCAGGACAACCUACACCGGCACCUUCCUGUCGGCGUGCCUGAUCUCCGCCUGCCAAGCCGCCCGGAGCUGCGGGGGGGUCCAGUGCGGCGACGGCCAGCAGUGCUGCCCCCCCGUCCUCACCGGGAACGGCAGCGCCAGCUCCGCCGUGCGCUGCUGCAAGCUCCCCAUCCACAUCUUCUUCGACAACGUCGGCUGGUUCACGCGGAAGCUGUCCGGCAUCCUGAUCCUGCUGCUGCUCUUCGCCAUGGGCUACUUCAUCCAGCGGAUCAUCUGCCCGCGGCCCCGCCGGCACCCGCACCACGACCGCGGCGAGGAGCCCUCCCUCUUCCACGGACACGCGUCCGCGUCCCAGGACUCCCUGCUGGACCGGUACCCCGAGUACAGCCUCAGCGACAUGGCAUCGCCCAGCCUGCCGGCGUACGACGAGGUCAAGUAUCUGCCCACGUACGAGGAGAGCAUGCAGGAGACGCACCGGGACCGAGACCGGGACCGGUCCGAGGAGAACUUGCUGUCGGAGAGCGAGCGGGGCGGCGCGGGCAGGGCGCGGGCGGCGGGGCCGAGGCGCGGGGACCAGAGGCGGGAUGUCCUGGAAGUACCGGCGGCGCAGCAGAGCCCAAGGACAUCUCGGAACUCAGUUUGACGGGAAACGGACAGAAAACAGG